AUGGCUCAUGGUUUACUCAACGGUCCCUAUAUAACACCUGUUUUCGACUGGUCUUGCCUUAGCUGUGGAUCAGCCGAUAAAGAGGUAGUGCAGGCGCUACCAUCAACUCGCUGGAGAUGUCAAACUGACGCGUCUUGGAUAAACGAUAAAGGCAGACCGGGACUGGGGUUCGUACUGCUUGAUACUGGAACUCCUGUUCUGUUCAGAGCAAAAGGAAUAAGACACGCAGCAUCCCCUCUACACGCCGAAGCUGAAGGUUUAUUGUGGGCUAUGCAGGAGAUAUUAAAGCUAGGAAACAGAGCAAUCCGGUUCGAGUCAGACUGCGAACAACUUGUUAAGCUGCUAGAAGAUGAAGAAGACUGGCCUGCAAUGGCACCUGAAAUAGAUGAGAUUAAAGUCCUUUCUGCUGAGUUUACGGAGAGUUCUAUAGCAUAUAUUCCAAGAUCGACGAACGUCCGUGCUGACUCCCUUGCCAAAGGAGGAAGAUCACGAGUCUUUGGAUCCCCUUUCGUUAACUGCUUUGCACCAUGUUGGCUAGCUCCUUAUGCUGGCCAAGAGGCUGCUAACUAG
Messenger RNA from Brassica oleracea var. oleracea, 570 nucleotides. RefSeq lists its product as uncharacterized. The transcript is spliced from 2 exons. Bases 1 to 570 code for a protein of 189 amino acids. The record is from RefSeq and is a predicted model, not a curated record. NCBI's taxonomy places the organism in Eukaryota, Viridiplantae, Streptophyta, Magnoliopsida, Brassicales, Brassicaceae. Gene Ontology annotation, molecular function: nucleic acid binding; RNA-DNA hybrid ribonuclease activity.